UAAUUGUGAUAAAUAUUUAUUAAGCAAUUCUUUAAUGAAAUUUGAAAAUUUGACAUUAAAUAACAAUAAUAGUAAUUUAUUGCCCAUGGAUAUAGGCUCAGAAGUAUCAUCAGAUUAUCAAGAAAGUUCCUCUAGCAGAGGUCAAAAACAUGCUAGUCAACAAAUAAAUACUCAAGAAUCAUCAAACUUUGUACCUUUACAAUACGAGCAUUCAUUUUGUGAAAACAGAUAUCCUAUACUUCCUAGCCAUUUUCAUUUAAUUAAAAAAAUUACACCAUUAAUGUUAUUUUAUGAGUUCUUUACAGUUGAUUCUCUUAAGCAAAUAGUUAAAUCAACCAACAAAUACUAUGCUAUUCAAAAUUCAGCAGGCACAGAGCGACCAUGA
Messenger RNA from Racocetra fulgida, 385 nucleotides. The record is from the annotation of a GenBank genome assembly. Lineage: Eukaryota; Fungi; Glomeromycota; Glomeromycetes; Diversisporales; Gigasporaceae.